GCCUUCAACUAAACGUAGCCAACAAGAAAGCAAAAUUUUAUUUAUUUUCAAUUUUAUCAUUUCUUUUAAAACUUCUUAUCCCACUCGUAUAGUCACAUCGAAUUUAUAAAUAUUAGUAUAUAAAGCGUACUAUGAGAUUAGUUGUGGAAUAAUGGAUAAAAAGAAUGAUGUUCAAAAAGUAAAAAAUUUAAGUGAAAUUGUGCAAACAGACAAUGCUGAAUCGAAUGAAAAAGGAUGCAUGCAUUAUAAAAGGAAGGCUAAAUUUGUGAGUCCAUGUUGCGGGAAGGUUUACAGCUGUCGGUUUUGCCAUGAUGACGCAGAAUCUCACGCAUUCAAUAGAAAACAACUUGAAGAACUCAUCUGUACUGAAUGUGAGACUCGUCAACGCGUUCAAACCAAUUGCGAGAAAUGUGGAAUUCGUUUCGGACGCUAUACAUGCCUUAUUUGUAAUCUCUUUGAUGACGAUGAUAAAUCUCAAUAUCAUUGCGAUAUGUGCGGUAUUUGUCGAGUUGGUGGAAAAGAUCGAUUUUUCCAUUGUGAAGUUUGCAACAUGUGUUUACCAAUGCAACUAAAGACAGAAGGUCAUCGAUGUGUAGAGAAUGUAAGUCGGUCAAACUGCGCUGUUUGUCUUGAAGAUAUUCAUCACAGUCGAAUUCCUUGUCACAUUCCAAGUUGCGGCCAUUUGUUGCAUCGAACAUGUUUUGAACAAUUACUCGUCUCAGGAUAUUACGCAUGUCCAACGUGCCAACAAUCAAUGCUCGAUAUGAAACAGUUGUGGAACUACCUCGAUAAUGAAAUUUCUGUGACUCCAAUGCCAAAUGAAUACGAGAAUUUCUUUGUUGAUAUUUUGUGUAAAGAUUGUCACGAAGAAUCGACAGUAAAAUUUCAUGUUGUCGGAUUGAAAUGUCAAAAUGCUGAAUGUGGAGGAUAUAACACAACACGAACACAAAAGCGCACAACCGUCAACAAAGCUUCGUCAAGUUCAACUUCUCCCGGUAGUAACAACGAUGACGCUGCUUCUAGUUCGUCAAUCAAUAGAAACAACAUUGCAUAACAGUAGGAAAGUAUUGGAAUCAACUCUGCAUAAUUUAACAUUCCAAAUUUUUGACUUUUGCAAAGCAAAACUGUUUUUCGUUUGCUUUUUUUUUUUGAAAGUUGUUUAAUCUCAUCUAUGGUAAAUGGAGACACACUGAUAUUUGACAUUAUCUUUAAAUUUUCUCUCAAAUUAUGCCAUAAAAGAAUCUUAAAUGAAAUAUUCCACUGUUUGUAAAAUGAAUCUCAAAAUUUUAAAGAAUUCUUACCAACUGAAAAGACUUUUGCGCUAAGAAGAAUUAAAACUUAAAGUGAGUUAAAUAUGAAAAAUAUUUACAUCUGUUUGAAUUGUGGAAAAAUACUUUAAAAUUGGAAGUUGAUUAUCAGAUACAAAUUUACAACAAAUUAAAGUGCAAUGUGUAGGUAAAAAUAAGUUUGAAAUUAUCAAACCUUCUUUAAUACUUCAUUUAUACGUGUGCUUCACAAUUGGUUGAAUAUUUCCACUUGUUUGAAUAUUUCAUUAUUGAAUUUUCACUUUUCUCAACAGUGAGCUACAUUUAAAUCAUUUUGAAAAAGUCAAAUUCUUGACAAAUUCCAAUCGAAAAUGUUUAUUAAAUCAGUGAUUUUUAAGUGAUUUAGUUCACUCUUACAACGAAAACUAAACUAGUACGAUAUCAUUCAACUUUAUGACGAAAUUCAAUUUUUUACAUGUAGAUUUUUGUCUAGAAAUGUAAAAGUUAAAAAAA
Messenger RNA from Clunio marinus, 1778 nucleotides. Lineage: Eukaryota; Metazoa; Arthropoda; Insecta; Diptera; Chironomidae. The record is from the annotation of a GenBank genome assembly.